Messenger RNA from Sorex araneus (European shrew), 2360 nucleotides. RefSeq names its product XK related 6 (gene XKR6). Gene Ontology annotation, cellular component: plasma membrane. The record is from RefSeq and is a predicted model, not a curated record. Gene Ontology annotation, biological process: apoptotic process involved in development; phosphatidylserine exposure on apoptotic cell surface; engulfment of apoptotic cell. The coding region runs from base 462 to 2360 and encodes 632 amino acids. The transcript is spliced from 3 exons. Lineage: Eukaryota; Metazoa; Chordata; Mammalia; Eulipotyphla; Soricidae.
UGCGGGCGCCGCGCCGGGUGCCGCGACGCUGCGGAAGGGGACCCCCGCGCGCCCGGCACGGCCCGCUCCAGGGACCACCCGGGGCCGCCCCGGCCGGCCCGGCGGGGUGCAGACGCGCCAAGGGGUCAACCUGAUGGGUCUCGGGGUCAACGGAAGAGCGGGAGGGGCGCCCCGGCGGGGCGAAGCCCCCGGCCCCCCGGCCCGCGGCUGAGGCGCAGGAGGGCGGCCAUCUUGGCCGCGAGGGGCGGGCCCGGGCGCGGCGGGCGCCGCGCGAUUGGGGGGCCCGGCCGGAAGUGACGCGGCGGGCCGGAAGCGGCGGGGGCUCCCGGGCGCGCUCCCCCCGCGCGCGCCGGCGCCCCCGCUCGCUCCCCGCCCCCCGCCUCCUCUCGGGCCGGCUCCCCCCCGCGCGCGCGGGCCCCGGCCCGCCUCCCCCCGCCCGCGGAGCCGCGGAGAGAGGCAAGAUGGCGGCCAAGUCCGAUGGCGGCGGCGCGGGGGUGGGCUUCGCCCAGCUGCGCGACCUGGACGAGGCGGCGGGCGGCGACGAGGACGGCGAGCCCGGCGGCGGCGGCGGCGGCGGCGGCGGCGGCGGCGGCGGCGAGGAGCCGGGCGAGAGCAGCUCGCUGCACAUCUGCCACUGCUGCAACAGCUCGUCGUGCUACUGGGGCUGCCGCUCGGCCUGCCUGCGCUCGCUGCUCGGGCCCAAGGCGCGCCGCGCCCCCGCCGCCGCCCCCCACGCCGCCGCCGACGGGGGGUCCCGGCCGCCGCCGCCGCCCGCCGCGCGCCGCCCCCCGACGCCGCCGCCGCCCGCGCAGCGCCCGUGGCUCGACUGCCUGUGGAUCGUGCUGGCGCUGCUCGUGUUCUUCGGGGACGUGGGCACCGACCUGUGGCUGGCCCUCGACUACUACCGGCGCGGCGACUACGGCUGCUCGGCGCUCACCCUCGCCUUCGUGCUCGUGCCGUCGCUGCUGGUGCAGAGCCUGAGCUUCCGCUGGUUCGUGCAGGACUACACGGGCGGCGGGCUGGGCGCCGUGGAGGGGCUCAGCAGCCGCGGGCCCCCCAUGCUGGGCGCCGGGCACGGCCCCCGCGGCGGCGCGGGCGCGGGGGGCUCGGCCACGCCGGGGGCGCAGCGCCUGUGCCGCCUGUCCGUGUGGAUCUGGCAGUCGGUCAUCCACCUGCUGCAGCUCGGCCAGGUGUGGAGGUAUAUCCGCACCAUGUACUUGGGCAUCCAGAGCCAGCGGCAGAAGGAGCAUCAGCGACGCUUCUACUGGGCGAUGAUGUACGAGUACGCGGACGUGAACAUGCUGCGCCUCCUGGAGACCUUCCUGGAGAGCGCCCCGCAGCUGGUGCUACAGCUCUGCAUCAUGGUCCAGAGGAACAGCGCCGAGACGCUGCCCUGUGUGUCCUCCGUGACCUCCCUGAUGUCCCUGGCGUGGGUGCUAGCGUCCUACCACAAGCUGCUGCGGGACUCCCGGGACGACAAAAAGAGCAUGAGCUACCGGGGCGCCCUGGUGCAGCUCUUCUGGCGCCUCUUCACCAUCUCCUCCCGGGUCAUCUCCUUCGCCCUCUUCGCCUCCAUCUUCCAGCUGUACUUCGGCAUCUUCGUGGUGGUGCACUGGUGCGCCAUGGCCUUCUGGAUCAUCCACGGCGGCACGGACUUCUGCAUGUCCAAGUGGGAGGAGGUGCUCUUCAACAUGGUGGUAGGGAUCGUGUACGUUUUCUGCUGGUUUAACGUCAAGGAAGGGCGGACUCGAUACCGAAUGUUCGCCUACUACACCAUAGUCUUGACCGAGAACGCGGCCUUGACGCUCCUUUGGUAUUUUUACAGAAACCCGGAGACCACGGACUCCUUCGCGGUGCCGGCCCUGUGCUGUGUCUUUGUUAGCUUUGUGGCUGGGAUGGCGUUGAUGCUCUUAUAUUACGGCGUGCUGCAUCCCAUGGGGCCGCGGGCUAAGAUCUUUGCCAGCUCCUGUUGUGCCGAGCUGCUCUGGGGCAUCCCUCUGCCCCCUGAUGUUGAGCCCAUGGCGCCCCAGACCCCUGGGUACCGGGGGGCCCAGGUGACGCCCACCAGAGCCGUCACGGAACAACAGGAGGAUGUCACGGCUGACACAUGCUUGCCCGUGUUCCAAGUGAGGCCCACGGAGCCCUCGACCCCGUCGGGGCGCCCUUACCACCCGGAAGGCCCCCUCAUUAAGAUUGACAUGCCCAGAAAGAGGUACCCGGCCUGGGAUGCCCACUUUGUAGACAGGCGGCUGAGAAGGACCAUUAACAUCCUGCAGUAUGUGACGCCCACGGCGGUUGGCAUCCGCUACCGGGACGGCCCGCUCCUCUACGAGCUGCUGCAGUACGAGUCCUCGCUCUGA